Molecule: messenger RNA, 780 nt
Organism: Aspergillus sclerotioniger CBS 115572
Lineage: Eukaryota; Fungi; Ascomycota; Eurotiomycetes; Eurotiales; Aspergillaceae
Exons: 1
Coding region: 427-633 (68 amino acids)
Source: RefSeq, a predicted model, not a curated record
CUGUCGCCCUCUCCAAGACGGUGUGCCCUUCUGCAAGGGGCUUCGGCCAACGUGUCUAUCCAAGUAUGUACUUAAGUAGGCCCCGGCUCCAUGGUUGACCGAUAUCUGUUCCUUCAUCCAUCCAUCCCAUUCAGCUAUCUAUCUAAAGUGAGAGUGCGUGCUCCUUCCCCCGUUCGGAUUUCAUCAUGCGUUCGUUCCCUGUGGAUUGUAGCCCCGCACAGACGGCGUGCAAGGUCUAGAAUCAAUGCUCGAGCAACGCUCCGGACUUUCCCAUCGGGUCUUUGUAGCGAGGCAUUGGCUAGUGUACAUCUUGCCCACUCAAUGUUCUCCGAACCGAGCUGAAGGGGGGUUUUACCGACUCUGCUGAGCAGAGUCUGUACCACCGGUAACGAUGAUGUCAUGAUCAGGUCAUAAGUAUCCUCAACGAUGGAUGACGGUUCCAGCUUCUACCUAAGUUUGUCGAGGUCGGGUCGGGGGCAGAUUGACCGGAUCCUCGGUCAUGUCGCGAUUGUGAUACCGUCCGGUUUGGUAUGGUACAUGGGCUGGUUGGAGAUCAGGCGCUACAAUAAUCCAAUUUUGAGCUCGGAAACAACAAAUAGUGCUUCUGAGGUCUUUGCCGCGAUGAGCUCCUAGUAUCCAGCACCCCAUAAGAAUCAUCUCACUCACCUUCCGUUCCCGGCCUUAGGUAUGCUCUUGAACAUACUCCAACGGGACGAGGCUAGGCAUGGUAUCGGGAGUAAAGUAACAUAGAUACGACGUAGAACAGAUCGGUAAAAAAAA